UAAUUAUCUACAGCUGUUUACCGAGUAAACAGAAUCAUUGGGUAUUUUCCAGCAAGCUUUUUCAAACGAUAGAACAUAGAUCAGAUAAUUAUUCGUAAUCUCACGAAUAAUAAAAAUGAUUCAUUCUUCAAUUUUCAAAUAAUUUCAAAUCAUCAUCUUUCAUCAUUUCUGAGUAGAUUGAUACAUUUAAAUUUAUUUCAAAUGACGAAGCAAAUAAAAAAUUAAAACUUAAAUUUUGAGUACCCUCUUCAUAAAUUCAAUUGGCUAAUAAGAUUAAUCAUAACGAAGCAAUAAGAAAAUCUCUACGCUUGAUAACAGAAGAUGAAUCAUACAAAUUGAAAGGAAAGAUCGUUCAGAACUAGCAUUCAUCGGACAAAGCGAAUCUCCCUGUCGAAACGUAUCAACCCCGAAGACUCAACAAUUCACCCUUAUCUCGGUGUCUAAUUAAUCCCCGGCUCGGUCGGCGCGAUUAACGAGGCAGCAAACGAAGCUGCCAGUAACCACGAAGAGAGCGUAGACGAAAAGAAGUGUAUACGGAGGGUGAGAAAGUGGUAUGGCGCGGGUGAUGAAGAAAAGGUGAAACAGGGGUGGUAGUUGAGCGUAGUGCGCGUGUCCGUAGCCGAUGCGUGCUCGUUCCUCUCGACGCUCCGGGUCGCAGCGAAUCGUCGCAAACUCCUACCCGGUUACCCUGUUCUCCCUGCUUCCGAUGCAGCCCUGAGACGGUGUUAGUCGCGCCGCGAACAGCAUACCACGUCCGUCGCGAAACGAUCGUCCGUAGCUGAAAAUGAAGCAGGUGCGUCCACCUCGAAGAAACGAAUUAUGAUACACGUGUCGUCGGAGAACGCUCAACGAUACGACCGGGUGAAGCGGAAGGGCGCAGCGUUUCUCUCAAACUUUUUUAAAUCGAAAAAAUUCACGUUAGGGAUGAAGAUCAACGAGGACGAAGAGAUGGAACGUGCUCCAAAAGUCGAGACCCCGGCGAUCAUCACGAACGCUUGCAGGCGUAGCGGUAGCGAGAAUGACACCCAGGUGUCGAGAAUUCCGUCGACCUUGAGCGUGGCAGCCGUUGAUGUGGUCGUUGCUUGUCAGCCAUCACCAUCGCACUCUAUUUUAACCUUGACACCUGGUAGAACGCGGAACAUCGAUCAGGACAUGGAGGCACUUAGGCUCAGCCGGCAGGAUAACCCUUUCCUACAGGUACUAGCCAGUCGGGAAAGCCUGGUCGAGUCCCUGGAAGAGUCUGAGUCAGACGACGCCAUUCUGAUGUCUCAGGAAUUGGGUGAUACAGACCCUUUGACAUUAGCACAGGUGCACGAACACCUGGUACGUAGUCCACCACCGGCUUCCUGGCCGCACACGACAGCCUUUCAUUUUCCACAUCAGAAUCAGAACAUGUCCGAUAAGAAUGACGUCCUGGCACAUUAUAAGAGUCCGUCGAAGAUACCGAUAUAUUCAGGCAACGAUCAGGAGCUGUCCAGAAGCGAACCAUCCACGGAUAUCAGAGAUCGCCAUUCGCAUACAUUUUCUUUAUUGCAUCCAACGCCGAUUCGUUCAUUGUCGGAUGUUCGGCGACUUCAUAGAUCGGCGGAUGACAGCGUGCAGCUGAUGUCCAGCGAAUAAGACGAGUAAAGAUUCCGGUCCGCGACCCGGACAAAAUGGUUUCUCGUGUUCAGAAAAAGAAGAAAGCGUACUUUGUCUACGUAAAGACGCCUGUAAAAGUUUCCGGAGGAUUUCUGAGGAGUGUGUAGCCGCACAGAAACGGCACCUGAGAGCGUGUCGAGGCAGGUUCACGUAUAAUUGAAGUGAGUUGAAUGAAUUCUACUUCUUCGAGAAUCGCAUCGAAGUUGACGAUGUCGAAAAGGGUUGUUAUAAACAGAGCUAGAUCAAGGUUUUAUCGUUGUUGCGAAAAACGUGCUGUGUUUCGAGAGUUGUGUACCGUACUGAUAAAGAAUAGAUUUUUUAGGUUAUCUUUUUAUUCGCAUCGCACGGGAUGCUGUUUCCAUCGAGACGAGUAUCCCUAGUGCUUUUCGUAUAUCGCGAAAUUUUAAACGCCAAGAUGCGCAUUGUAAAGAGGAAAAUAUUGUCAAACAGCCUUAAACAUUUUGGUAUCACGGACUUAAAUGAAUAAGUACCUAUAAACGAAUACGUUUAGUACUAGCGGUAUACGCAUAUACGGGCUUCUGAUAAACAGUCAAUGCAUUAAAAUUGUAGGUAAUUCGCACGCGAUUCUUACAACACUUGUGACCCUUUCUAACAGAGAAAGUAACUUUUCCUUUUCGUUCAUCUUUUCAUGUCAAAGUCCACAAAGUAACGAAUAAUGUAUUAUUCGAAGCACAAAAGUUGUAAUUGAAAAUUUGAUCACGGGAUCAAGCGUGAGUAUCAUUGUUUUAACUAAUUACUACGGCAUGAAAUUUAAUUAUACUCGCUCGCACACUCAAACUUCAGACUUGUAAUCAGAAAAUGCAUAUACUGCCAAAGUGCGUAAAUAUUUUUGCCCAACGGUAAAAAUUCUAGGCAUUGAUCCAUUAAGGAAUUUACUUUGAGAAAGUUGCAAGUUAAUGAGCGAGUGUAACCUGAAAAUUUCAUGUGGCAAUUAAACUCGAUUUUGUUUGCGAAAUGACAAUAUGACGCUAUUACCAACCAAGCCUAGCAUACAAGUAUUGAUUGCUACCCAACACAUGAACAGGCAGGCCUACGUUCGACUGCAGAUAGUUAUCGUUUAUUGUCAGUCAAAUCGAGAAAUUUACAGCGAUGUUUUUUCACUAUAACGCCGAAUGAUUAGGGAAAUCUCAUGCGCGCGUGUUUCAAGUCAAUUCACGUAUACAAAUACGCGUGUUUAUUUCUAAUGAGUUUCACUCACGAAAGUAUGUACGAGGGACAGUCGUAAAGCACUGCUUUACGACUGCUUGUUUUAUAAUAAUCACGAUACUAGUCACGAGUACUUGAUUAAUAUUAUCGAUUUGUUGUUCACUUAAUAAUUCUAUUUUUGAUUAAUUGAACCUUAUUGGAAACUUUAUAUUUAAUUAAUUGUUAAAGGAUGAUUAAGUUAUGAAACUAAACACAGCUUAAUUAUUUUCAUUUACAUCUUAAUUUGCAUUUUAAGAUCUUUCGAAAUUAGCAACAGGUGUCACUUUGUAAUUAUGCCGUUAAAAUCCUACUUACGCACUUAAUAAGUUAUUAGCUCUUAAUUUAUCGUAUCUAUUUAAAAAAUACCACAUGUUUUUCUAACCUAACUAUAACAAUUCGUUGCAAGGAUUCUUAAAUUAAAACUUUCGCAAAAAAUAAUCUUUCCAUUAUGUCAUCAGUAAUCAGCUGACGACUAUUAAUUAUUAAGCGGUAAAUUUAAUUAUAGUUGCGUUAGUUACGGGUAACAUUCUGCACAAAUUAUUGUUUAUUUAUUAUAACAGUUUAUUUUUAAUGCCGUAUAUUUUUCGGAUAAAAAUCAUAGCGCUAAUUAUGCGCCAAGUGUACAGGCCUGAAUACAAUAUAACAAAGUAAAAAUAAUCAUAGGUUAAGCAUCUGUUUUUACACAAAUCAGAAGAGAAGAUACGGUUGUCAAUUCUUCAAAGAUUAAUUUACGUUGCUCGAGGAUAGUUCACUUUCAGAGUUGAAAGUAUUUCUUUAAUAUUGCAACAUUAUUUGAAAGGAGCACAAAUACUAUUCCGCCGCACAUAACCUGUACAUUAUUCGCAUUGUUUUACAAAUUUGUCGACAGUCUGAUCUCUCGAAGGGUGAAUUUAUUGUUUCACUUGCUGAAUCAGAGUCGCAAAUGGCCAGAUAACAUCAACGGCAAUGUUGAUGCAAUUUUACCAGGGUUUAUACGAAACUUUCAAAGCGAUAGCAUGUAAGAAAACUAAAAAGGAUCUAGAAAAUUAUGACAAUUAUUACUAUUACUAUUAUAGUGUCCAAUUGACUUGGCCAUUGAGAAUUGAGAUUAUUUCUAUCGCAUGUAAUACUAUUAGAGGCAUUGUACACGUGCAUUAGAAAUUCGAAACGAGUUGAAAAAUCUUUGAUCGAAAGCCAAACGAGCGAAAACAUGAAAAAUGCAAAAAAACUAGUAGAGAGACUUAUUAUAAUUAUAAUCUAGUCGAAUACAAUGUAUACCGCAGUCCACCAGUGUCCAUAACUGCGAAAAGACCAGUUUUCGUUCUUCGCGCAUCUCCAGUACGCAUCUUCGCCCUGAUUGGCGAUAUUCC
This is a messenger RNA of Osmia bicornis bicornis, 4196 nucleotides long. RefSeq lists its product as uncharacterized. NCBI's taxonomy places the organism in Eukaryota, Metazoa, Arthropoda, Insecta, Hymenoptera, Megachilidae. The coding region runs from base 820 to 1620 and encodes 266 amino acids. The record is from RefSeq and is a predicted model, not a curated record. The transcript is spliced from 6 exons.